AUGAAUCGGACCCAGAUCCCUUCGGCAGAGACCGAGCCCCACGGGGUCAGGCCCCACAUCUGCUGUGCGCCCCCUCCCCGCGCCCCCACCUCUCUGGGCAGUCCCACGGUCCUGGUCAGAGCCAAGCCCCGACGGGGCAGCCCCCGGGCGGGCCGGCCCGCCGACAGCGAGCCCUGCGCGGAGGAGCGGAGCGGAGCCGAUCCCCGGGAUAUCACCGAGCCCUGCCCGUCGGAGCCAGCCCCCGACGGCGGCUGGCUCAGCGCCGACGAGUCCUCGGGCUACGAGAGCGAGAGCGCAGGAGGCGAGCGCGGCGGGGCCCGCGGGCGGCAGCGGCGGGCGCGCACCGCCUUCACCUCGGAGCAGGUCUGCCGCCUGGAGAAAACCUUCCAGCGCCACAAGUACCUGGGCGCCACGGAGCGGAGGAAGCUGGCGGCUGCCUUGCAGCUCUCGGAGAUCCAGAUUAAGACCUGGUUUCAGAACCGGAGGAUGAAACUGAAGAGACAGAUACAGGACCACCAGCACAGCCUCGUGUCCCCUGUUCCAGUCCUCAGCUACGCCCCGGGGACCUCACCAGCUCUGUUUCAGGAUGGUCUCCACUACCCCUUUGCUGCCCAGCACCAGAGACUCCUGCCUUUUACCCCGAUGCCUGCUGUGCAGUUCAGCUUCUCCUUUCCCAGAUAUGAUGCAUCACAAAGCACCUACCACUUUAUGGCAAAUGAACUGUCCUACUACCAUCAACACCUUCUUCCUCAUCCUUCUUUCCAUCCAGUUAUGCAGAACAAAAUGGACAGUCAAUGCCACCCUGUAUAUGCAUUAUAA
This is a messenger RNA of Poecile atricapillus (Black-capped chickadee), 819 nucleotides long. Its product is annotated as homeobox protein vent1-like. Bases 1 to 819 code for a protein of 272 amino acids. Gene Ontology annotation, molecular function: RNA polymerase II cis-regulatory region sequence-specific DNA binding; DNA-binding transcription factor activity, RNA polymerase II-specific. Gene Ontology annotation, cellular component: nucleus. NCBI's taxonomy places the organism in Eukaryota, Metazoa, Chordata, Aves, Passeriformes, Paridae. The record is from RefSeq and is a predicted model, not a curated record. Gene Ontology annotation, biological process: cell differentiation; regulation of transcription by RNA polymerase II. The transcript is spliced from 3 exons.